AUGUUUUAUGAUGGAUUGUAUCUUAAAGGUGGCUUUGAUUUCAAUAUUGCUGGUCAAUGUAUAAUUCGGACACCAGAUGUUGCCUUUAUGUUGAAGGAUACUUAUUGGUUACUUGAUCAUCACCAGCAAUGGACCUUCAAAGGUCAGCCAUUUAUGCCUACCUGUGUUGUGGAAAUCACAGUUGUUCAAGAAGGAUAUCAAGAAUUCAAUGAUUUAGAUCAGAAAUUCGCUUUAAAAUGGACUUGUCAGUUGAACUUGACAUCCUCAGAAUCAUCAUCAGAAAGUGAUGAGGAAUUACAAAUUAAUUGUCCUGAAUGUGAAAUAACUUUUACACUUUUAUGA
Messenger RNA from Entrophospora sp. SA101, 342 nucleotides. The record is from the annotation of a GenBank genome assembly. NCBI's taxonomy places the organism in Eukaryota, Fungi, Glomeromycota, Glomeromycetes, Entrophosporales, Entrophosporaceae.